AUGACGUGGCUGAGGAAACCGUCGUCCUGGGUGAGCUCACUGCUGCGAAGACAUCGUGCGAAGAUCAGCGCUGACGGUGAACUGACGUGUCCCCAGCAAUAUGGACUGCAAUUACAUAAAAAGUCUCGAAACGUCGAUUUUCGAAAGCGUCGAAACGACUCAUGGAAGUCCAAUUGCGACCCCGAAGCUACGUGUCCUCAAGCCGAUCCCCUCAGUCCUCUCUCCAUGCGCAUUAACCUAAGGCCGGGCGAGGAGACGAUUAAAUCACGCGUCGAUGCGCGCCAGCUCGAACACACACUCUCCAGGUGCGGGGGACAGGGUACGCAUUUGCAUCCACUUCACCCCAACUACGUCAUUCGGUUGGAAUUGGGAGGUGGGGCGUAA
Mesocestoides corti is the source of this 384-nucleotide messenger RNA. NCBI's taxonomy places the organism in Eukaryota, Metazoa, Platyhelminthes, Cestoda, Cyclophyllidea, Mesocestoididae. The record is from the annotation of a GenBank genome assembly.